AUGGGGUUUGGGAGUGACCUGAAGAAUUCACAUGAAGCUGUGUUAAAAUUGCAAGACUGGGAAUUACGGUUACUGGAAACAGUGAAGAAAUUUAUGGCUCUGAGGAUAAAAAGUGAUAAAGAAUAUGCAUCUACUUUACAGAACCUUUGUAAUCAAGUUGAUAAAGAAAGCACUAUUCAAGUGAAUUAUGUCAGCAAUGUUUCUAAGUCUUGGCUACUUAUGAUUCAGCAGACAGAACAACUUAGUAGGAUAAUGAAGACACAUGCAGAGGACCUAAAUUCUGGACCCUUACACAGGCUCACCAUGAUGAUCAAAGAUAAGCAGCAGGUGAAAAAAAGUUAUAUAGCUGUUCAUCAGCAGAUAGAGGCAGAAAUGAUCAAGGUUACAAAGACGGAAUUAGAGAAAUUAAAAUCCAGCUAUAGACAAUUAAUAAAAGAAAUGAAUUAUGCCAAAGAGAAAUAUAAAGAAGCUUUAGCUAAAGGGAAAGAACCGGAAAAGGCCAAGGAUCGUUACGACAAAGCCACAAUGAAACUUCAUAUGUUGCAUAAUCAAUAUGUAUUGGCAUUGAAAGGGGCUCAGCUUCAUCAGAAUCAGUAUUAUGACACCACCCUUCCUCUGCUUCUCGACUCCUUACAGAUGAUGCAAGAAGAAAUGAUAAAGGCACUAAAAGGCAUAUUUGAUGAAUACAGCCAGAUAACUAGUCUUGUUACGGAGGAAAUAGUGAAUGUCCAUAAAGAGAUUCAAAUGUCAGUUGAGCAAAUAGACCCUAGCACAGAAUACAAUGAUUUUAUAGAUGUUCACAGAACAUUAGCUGCUAAAGAGGAAGAAGUUGAGUUUGAUACUUCCUUAUUAGAAGAAAAUGAAAAUCUUCAGGCAAAUGAGAUUAUGUGGAAUAAUUUAACAGCCGAAAGUUUGCAAGUAAAGUUGAAAACUUUAGCAGAGGAACUUAUGCAGACACAGCAAAUGCUAUUAAACAAAGAGGAGGCUGUCCUUGAGCUGGAGAAAAGAAUUGAGGAAUCUUCUAAGACCUAUGAAAAGAAGUCUGAUAUUGUGCUGCUGAUAAGCCAAAAACAGACACUUGAAGAGCUGAAACAGUCUGUGCAGCAACUGAGGUGCACUGAGGCAAAGUUUACAGCACAAAAGGAAUUACUAGAGCAAAAAGUGCAAGAAAAUGAGGGAAAAGAGCCACCUCCGGUAAUAAAUUAUGAAGAAGAUGCACGAUCAGUUACAUCUAUGGAAAGGAAGGAGAGGGUUUCCAAACUUGAGUCUUUUCGUCAUUCAAUUGCUGGAAUAAUUAGGUCUCCAAAACCUAUAUUGGGCUCUUCAACAUUCUCUGAAAGGAUGUCCAUAGUUGAGAAGCCCCUGAUGGAACAGGAGUGGUACCAUGGUGCAAUUCCCAGAAUAGAAGCGCAAGAUCUAUUAAAACAACAAGGAGACUUCUUGGUACGAGAGAGCCAUGGGAAACCUGGUGAAUAUGUCCUUUCUGUAUUUUCUGAUGGACAAAGGAGACACUUUAUCAUACAAUAUAUUGAUAGUUUGUAUCGAUUUGAAGGCACUGGUUUUUCGAACAUUCCUCAACUUAUAGAGCAUCACUUUACAACCAAACAGGUCAUCACGAAGAAAUCAGGUGUUGUUUUGUUGAAUCCUAUUGCUAAGGAUAAGAAAUGGGUUCUCAGUCAUGAAGAUGUCACAUUGGGUGAAUUACUGGGCAAGGGAAAUUUUGGUGAAGUAUUUAAAGGCAUAUUAAAGGAUAAAACUGCUGUUGCUGUUAAAACAUGUAAAGAAGAUCUUCCUCAGGAACUGAAAAUGAAAUUUUUACAAGAAGCCAAAAUUCUUAAGCAAUAUGAUCAUCCCAAUAUUGUCAAACUUAUAGGAGUUUGCACACAGAGACAGCCGAUCUACAUCAUUAUGGAACUGAUUCCAGGAGGUGAUUUCCUCUCCUAUCUGAGAAAAAAGAAAGAUGAAAUAAAACCCAAACUAUUAGUGAAAUUUUCAUUAGAUGCUGCUUGUGGUAUGGCAUAUCUCGAAAGUAAAAAUUGUAUACACAGGGAUCUUGCUGCAAGAAACUGCCUGGUAGGUGAAAACAAUGUUCUGAAAAUCAGUGACUUUGGAAUGUCUCGCCAAGAGGAAGGUGGAGUGUAUUCAUCUUCUGGCUUAAAGCAGAUUCCCAUUAAAUGGACAGCACCAGAAGCUCUUAAUUACGGGAGGUACAGCUCUGAGAGCGACGUGUGGAGUUUUGGCAUCCUCCUCUGGGAGACCUUCAGCUUAGGGGUCUGCCCGUACCCCGGAAUGACAAACCAGCAAGCACGUGAGCAGGUGGAAAGAGGGUACCGGAUGUCAGCCCCUCAGAACUGCCCCGAGGAGAUCUUUAAGAUUAUGAUGAGGUGUUGGGAUUAUAAGCCUGAGAACCGGCCCCGGUUCAGCGACCUCCAGAAAGAGCUCACUACCAUCAAGAGGAAGUUUACAUAG
Pipistrellus nathusii (Nathusius's pipistrelle) is the source of this 2469-nucleotide messenger RNA. Lineage: Eukaryota; Metazoa; Chordata; Mammalia; Chiroptera; Vespertilionidae. The record is from the annotation of a GenBank genome assembly.